This is a messenger RNA of Bactrocera dorsalis (oriental fruit fly), 3498 nucleotides long. RefSeq names its product mast/stem cell growth factor receptor Kit. The transcript is spliced from 17 exons. Gene Ontology annotation, molecular function: transmembrane receptor protein tyrosine kinase activity; ATP binding. Bases 904 to 3144 code for a protein of 746 amino acids. Gene Ontology annotation, cellular component: signaling receptor complex. Gene Ontology annotation, biological process: multicellular organism development; positive regulation of kinase activity; protein phosphorylation. The record is from RefSeq and is a predicted model, not a curated record. NCBI's taxonomy places the organism in Eukaryota, Metazoa, Arthropoda, Insecta, Diptera, Tephritidae.
UCUCAAUGCGACAGAAGUUCGAAGGCAUUCAAACGUGCGGAACGUGUAUUACGGCGAAAGUGGAAAAGUGGAAAAGCGGAAACGGAAAACAAAUUUAAAAACUAACUGUGUAAAUAAAUAAGCGUAUGUAGGCGCAUGAGAAGUCAGAAAACAUAACAAAUGGAUAUAUUUAAAUGUGUGGAUAAUGGCAUAAAUAUAGUGUCUAAGUGACCCUUAGACAAAGUGUGUUAAUAGCGAAGUAAACAAACGCUCGUUUCUGUGCGCGUUGGCGUGUCUGUUUGGCUAACGUGUGAAUUGGCAAAGAAUGCUGGAUGGCGAGAAUCAUCAAGUGGCAGUGCGAAAAGGAAAAUGAGUGUUUCCUGGUGUGUUUACAACAAUUAUGUGCGUAAUCUAUGUAACUGCGGGGGGUAGUGUGACAAAUACGUGUAAAUAAAAAUAAAAGCGAAAUAACUGCGGGAGUGCGGGAGAGAAUUUAUUUGCAGAUUUAAUUAGUAGUUGGUCGUCAAAAAAAAAUAUGUAUAUUCAUAUGUACAUAUGUAUGUAUAAAUAAAAAUAGUUACAUAAUAAGAAUAAAUAAAAAUAAUAAUUAAUAAAAAUAAAAAUACAUAAAAAAUAAUACUAAUUAAAAAUAAAUAAAAAUGUUAAAGUGCGACUUUUUUGGAGUUUGCGAUUUUUUUAUUGAAAAAAAAAUUUCCAAAAGUUAUAAAUAUUUGCGUGAAUUACUGAACAGUGAUUUGUGAAAGCUUAAAUUCAGUAAAACUGCACAAAAAAUAAUUUUUUAAUAAUUGUUGCUUCAAAAUAUUAAAUGAAAUGGUCAGCCGACUGGAUUUAUGCGACAGAAGUCAAUGGUUCAAAUCCACAACAAAAUGACUGGUGCCGUUGGAAAAUGAGUAGUGUGUAAAAAUGUGUUUGAAACUCUUGUAUCUGCAGUGUGUGACCAUCUUGUUGCUUUCAAUAUUAACGACCGCUACUUUGCGAUUGGCAACAUCCACAACAACAACAAUAACAGGCGCAGAAGCCGCUGGCGCUCCUGCUAAGCGAUUGACUCGUUCUGGCAGAAUAACAGGUGUUACCACCAAUGUAACAUUGCAUGAAAUAGGCGAUAUUGUGCAACUAUUAAUCAGCUGGCAAGACAAUUUGCCAAAAGGUACCUCAUACAAUGUCAUUGUGACUGCCACAAACUACACGAAGUGCAGUGAGCCGCCUUGUAGUGUCUAUGGUGUUAUUAAGGACACCAAAAGCAUGAUCAUACCAGAGAAUCCAAUGACGCAUGUGGAUCAAAACGAGUGUGGCUUCAUGUUUGGCUGUGAUUAUACAGUAUUAGUGGAAACAUCGAAUACGAUGAUAUCCGAACGGGCGACCGUGUCUGUGCCAUAUUGCAUAAUGGGCGUGUGUUCCUGCCGACAUGCCGCAACGCUACCGAAGGUCUUAUCAUCCGUCAAUAUACCCGAUAAUGAGACGAUUAUCUUUGAUUGGGCGAUUAAAUAUGAAAAAAUAAUGGACAAGCAUAAUCACGAAGCCAUAGAUACAAAUCAUCACUGGAAAUUAUAUUUAAUCAUCAGCGAACAAACAAAUCCUUCUCUAUCGUGGGGCGGUCGCCUCUUACCCAUCACAGAGCAUUUGUAUCCCAUAAGAAAUGUGACACAGCUUAACACCAAGGGCACCAUGAAGGGUGUCUUCAAAAUACGUAUACCAAAAGAGAAGCAAUUAGUUGCCAAUGCUGUGCUCAAAAUACGCUCAUAUAUAAUAGACGAUUUGCAAUGCGGCGGCCCAGAGCAUUUCUCAAAUGUUACAGUUCCUGAUUUUUUUAAAGUGGACGAAAACAUUGACGCUGCUGACUUCGAUUUGGGCAUUGCCUUAAUUAUUCUCAGCGCGCUUUUCCUUUGCAUCGUCGUUUUGGCCUUGACAUUUUGCUGUUGGAGACGUAAUAAAAUUGCCAAAUUCCAUAACGGUGUUCUACCGAAGGAAGAACAUUGCCUGGCGCCAUUUUCCACAAUGGUCGAAAUGGAAGACAACAUCAACUACGUCGAUAAAUAUGUUGAGGAGGCACAAGCGAAGGGCUUGGCUGAUGUAUUCGAAAUACCACACACCGCCAUACAGAUUGGACCCGAAAUUGGCGAGGGCGCAUUCGGACGUGUCUAUAAGGCCGUCGCUGUCAACAUACGACGAAUGCGCGGUAGCACCGUUGUUGCUGUAAAGCAACUGAAAAAAAAUCCAACUUCGGAUGAAGUGGGCGAAUUUCUAAGUGAAAUCGAAAUGUUGAAGGGUGUGGGCACACAUCACAACAUCGUGAGUUUCUUCGGCUGCUGCACCAUACGACCGCCAUAUCUGAUGAUCAUGGAGUUCGUGGGUCGUGGCGAUUUGUUAACUUACCUGCGUACCGUGCGUCAGGGUUCGACGAAAUUCAAACCCAACGGCAACGUCGCCUCGUACACAAAUCGCGAAACAGCCGAGCAGCCAAAGCCGAAGGUUAAAUAUAUUGAAUUGAAAUUAUCCACACAAUCGGUGGAUAGUGAAUAUGAGACUGAACGUCAGCCGAAGACAUCUGUCGCGGAGACGACCUAUACUAUAGUUGAAGACGAGGACUAUAAUGAAACCUUUGAGUAUAUUUUGGAUCACAAGGAAUUGCAUAAUUUUGCGUUACAAAUCGCGAAUGGCAUGCGAUUUCUGGAAGAGCAGGAGAUAACUCAUAGAGAUUUGGCUGCGCGUAAUGUACUCAUUGACGAUCGUAAGACCUUGAAAAUAUCAGAUUUUGGUCUAUCCCGCCAUGGUAUUUAUACAAAUACAAAAACUCGAAAGUUACCACUACGCUGGCUCUCUAUUGAAGCGAUACGUGACAAUAUCUAUUCGAACAAAAGCGACGUCUGGGCAUACGGUGUCGUGCUGUGGGAGAUCGGCACUUUGGGCGCCUCACCAUAUCCAACCAUCAGCAAUCAUGAACUCAUACCAUUUUUGCUGUCCGGCAAAAGACUGGAGAAACCUGAAAUCUGCACGGAUCAGGUUUAUGCCAUAAUGAUGCAAUGUUGGGAUGAGAGCGCCGAAAAUCGCCCUACCUUCGAGGAACUCUACAAGGCGUUAAGCCCCAGUGCGGCGUAUGUUGAUAUUAACAGUCUGAGUGAUGAUUAUGUCUUUCCACCGAUUUAGUUAGUAAAUAUACAAUAAGCAAAUGUGAGCAACGAACAUUGCAAUAGUUGUAAAAUAGUCUAAGUUUACACAGCAUGUAAAUAUACAGUUUAGGUAUUUGUAAAUAUGUCAGCUUAUAUUUGUAAUUUGUAUAUUCUUAAAGAUAUUAGUGUACAACUAAAAUGUUUAUUGUAAGUCCGUGUAAAAUGCUUUUAUAAAGUGUUUACUAUAUGAAUGUAAUAAAUAGUAGAUAAGAUGGUUUUACAAUUUCUAGCUGUAUAGAUUAAGGAAAAGCAAACAAGCUUUUGGCGAGAAAAAAAAAAUCGAGGAAUAUCUAAGUAAAAUAAAAAUUGGAAUACAUUUUAAACAGCAAAA